This is a messenger RNA of Penicillium canariense, 1179 nucleotides long. RefSeq lists its product as uncharacterized. NCBI's taxonomy places the organism in Eukaryota, Fungi, Ascomycota, Eurotiomycetes, Eurotiales, Aspergillaceae. The record is from RefSeq and is a predicted model, not a curated record. Bases 1 to 1179 code for a protein of 392 amino acids. Gene Ontology annotation, molecular function: protein binding. The transcript has 4 exons.
AUGGACGUCCCUAGCACUGUGGUCGAAUCAGCGAUUCGAGCCCAAUCUGUGGAGAAAGUGGAUCUUCUGCUGAAAUUAGAAGCAAACCCAGGUGGAUACCUAAUCUCAUCAUUUGAGGCCUGGCAGGCGUUGUUUCUUCGUUCCCGAACGGAGAUUGACCUCAAUAACUUAGAGGGUGAUUACGCAAGAUCUGACAUUUUGGCCGGCAUCCCAACUCCACAGACAGUUCAUAUUACUGAGUUGGAGGUAGAGACGCGACUGUUGGUAGAAUUCUGGGCAGGAGCAACAGCAGCGCAAGGCCUUUGCGACGAGUAUCCGAACUUUGGGCACUCCCUGGUCAUUGCAGCUGGGUCGGGACUAGUCGCAAUGAUGGACCGGCUUCUGGCUACAGAUGCGGAUCGCUCGUUCUGGAUAGCUUUCCCUGCUCUGGGGGAUAUCCCAGAACCACCGACACCCUCGUCUCUCGCCCUUUCCUCCCCAAUUCAUGAGGCCAUCUCAGGCGCCAAUCAGAGCAUAGAGAUGCUUCGUCAUUUACUAAAGGCUGGCUUCAAUCCCAACGUUCCUCCGCUAGGGGACCAUCCGCACUCCAUACCUCCUCACCCACAUAUUACACGUGGCGACAGCACAUUCACUACAGGCUCUAAAACGGGUCGAAGGGUCGAACGGGAUAUUCCCCUCGAAUUCGCUGGUGCAACGGCCAUGGGGCAUACACUCCUUCAUAUCGCCUGUAUGUCGUCCAUGAUCCAGAAUCACGCAUCCAAGACGCGUGAAUCCAUCCAUAAUCUCCGAGGCAAGCCCAAGGAAGCAUCAUCAAUAGAAGUGUGCGAGUUAGAGUUUCCGGCCCAAAUGGAGUUGCUGGAAUAUCUCCUGUCAUCGGGGUUUGAGCAGUGCGUGGCAGCACAGGACACGGACCUCAAUACUCCACUGCAUUAUCUCGCUGGGGCACGUGUAAUCAACGAGAAUGCAAUCAUUCUGCUUCGUGAGCAGUCGGAUGGUGAGACGGCGUGGCGAGAGGUGCAAAAUUGGUACAGGUAUACUGCCGAGGAGAUCUGGGAACAGAAUCAUCGCGUCAGAAUGCGAAAGGAUAAAUGGUUUGGAGGCACGACACACAAGGUGGCAAAGAUGCCAACACUGCCACAUUUCAAGGCUUGCAUGGUUGGGCUCACGAAUCCUCAGUGA